CACACACACACACACACAUAGUUCACCUACAGAUCUCACUUCUCACCUCAGCUGGACUCUCAGCACACGACAAACACAGCCGACGUUUUAUAGACGUUCAGGACAAAAUCUGAAGAUCACUGCAACUCUGGCAGAAUCUCUGAUUCCUGACUGAAUCUCUGUAGACUCUCAGCAGACUCUCUGUAGACUCUCAGCAGACUCUCUGUAGUCUCUCAGCUGAAUUUCGGCAGACUUUCAGGAAGUUCUCGGCAGACUCUCGGCAGACCUUCCACACACUCUCAGGAUGGCGAACACGGCUGCAGAGCUGGCCAGGAGGAAGGCACGGGAGGAGGACGGUACCGGCAGCCGGGCCAACGCCGUCCCCUUCAACAAGCAGAACUUUGAGCAGCUGCGGAGCGAGUGUCUGCAGACUGGCUCGCUCUUCUGUGACCCGACCUUCCCCGCAGGCUGGGACUCUCUGGGAUACAACCAGCUGGGACGCUACUCCUCCAAAACCGUCGGCGCCGAGUGGAAACGACCCGCGGAGCUGUGUUCUGAUCCUCGGUUUAUAGUUGAUGGAGCGAAGCGAACAGACAUCUGUCAGGGAGUGCUGGGUGACUGCUGGCUGCUGGCUGCCAUCGCCUCUCUGACUCUGGACCCUCAGAUCCUGAGCAGAGUGGUACCUCCUGGACAGAGCUUCAGCUCGCAGUACGCCGGCAUCUUCCACUUCCAGCUGUGGCAGUAUGGCGAGUGGGUGGACGUGGUGGUGGAUGACCGGCUGCCCACCAGAGACGGGAAGCUGAUGUUCGUCCACUCAGCGGAGGGAGGAGAGUUCUGGAGCGCCCUGCUGGAGAAGGCCUACGCCAAGGUGAACAGCUCGUACGAGGCUCUGUCCGGAGGGUCCAGCAUCGAAGGUUUUGAGGAUUUCACCGGAGGAAUCUCGGAGAGCUACGACCUGCAGAAAGCUCCGCCCUUCCUGUUUAACAUCAUGAAGAAGGCGCUGAAGCUCGGCUCGCUGCUCGGCUGCUCCAUCGACAUUUCCAGCUCGUAUGAGACGGAGGCCAUCACCGGUCAGAAGCUGGUCAAAGGUCAUGCCUACUCCAUCACUGCAGCACAGCAGGUUCAUCACUUUGGUUCUCCGGUGGAGCUGCUGAGGAUCAGGAACCCCUGGGGUCAGGUGGAGUGGACCGGAGCCUGGAGCGACAAUUCGAAGGAAUGGGACCGAAUUGAGCCGGAGGAGAAGAAGAAGCUGGAUCACUCUGCUGAUGACGGAGAGUUCUGGAUGUCCUACACUGAUUUCCUGCGUCAGUUUUCCCGCCUUGACAUCUGUAACCUGACACCUGACACGCUGACCAGCGACGACGUCGGACGCUGGAACUACGCCGAGUUUGAUGGCGCGUGGAGGGUUGGCUCCACCGCCGGAGGCUGCAGGAACUACCCGGCCACGUUCUGCUCCAACUCGCAGUUCUUCAUCCGGCUGGAGGACGUGGACGACGACCCGCACGACGGCGAGGACGGCUGCACCGUCCUGAUUGGUCUGAUGCAGAAAGACGCUCGCAGGGAGAGACGCUUCGGACGAGACCUCAACACCAUCGGGUUCUCCAUCUACCAGGUUCCUGAUGAGUAUAAAGGUCGUAGUAACGUCCACCUGGGCCCGGAUGUCCUGCUGAGGAAGACGGCGGUGGCUCGCAGUCAGACCUUCACCAACCUCAGAGAAGUGUGUGAACGCUUCAAGCUGCCACCCGGAGAAUACGCCGUCAUCCCGUCGACCUUCGAACCGCACCGCAAAGGAAGCUUCAUCCUGAGGGUGUUCACCGAGAAACAGGCCCACACCAGUCCGAUGGAGGAGGACGUUGGCGCCGACAUCCAGGAGCCGGACGUUGGACAGGACGACGUGGAUCCACACUUCAAACGUCUCUUCGUCCAGAUCUCUGGAAACGACUCUGAGAUCUCUGCCUUCGAGCUCCAGCAGAUUCUGGACAAAGUUAUUAAUCAGAGAUCUGAUGUGAAAACAGACGGCUUCACUCUGCCGACCUGCCGCAGCAUCAUCAGCCUGCUGGACAUUGAUAACAGCAGUAAACUGGGUCUGCUGGAGUUUCACCGUCUGUGGACGAAGAUCCAGAAAUACCUGGAGAUCUUUAAGAGUCACGACUCAGACGGUUCUGGUACCAUGAGCAGCCACGAGAUCAGAGCAGCUCUGGCUCAAGCUGGGUUCCAGGUCAACAGCUCUGUGAUUCAGGAGAUCGUUGGUCGUUACGCCGACAGGAGUUUCGCCAUCGACUUCGACGGUUUUGUCGGCUGCCUGAUCCGCCUGGAGCUGCUCUUCAAGAUGUUCAGAACUCUGGACCAGAAGAACCAGGGAAAGAUCCAGCUGGACCUGCAGCAGUGGGUCUGCCUCGCCAUCAACUGACCACCGCACCGCACCGCACCGCACCACGAGCAUGCUGGGAGUUUUCACCUGCAGAGAUUAAACCUGUUGAUCAUCAAUACAUGUUUUAAAUCUGUCAAAACUUUAUACAUUUUUAAAUAAAACACAAUCUGAACAUGUUCCUCUAAAA
Messenger RNA from Sebastes umbrosus (honeycomb rockfish), 2537 nucleotides. It is a transcript of the gene capn8, whose product is annotated as calpain 8. Gene Ontology annotation, biological process: proteolysis. NCBI's taxonomy places the organism in Eukaryota, Metazoa, Chordata, Actinopteri, Perciformes, Sebastidae. The transcript is spliced from 22 exons. The record is from RefSeq and is a predicted model, not a curated record. Bases 284 to 2389 code for a protein of 701 amino acids. Gene Ontology annotation, cellular component: cytoplasm. Gene Ontology annotation, molecular function: calcium ion binding; calcium-dependent cysteine-type endopeptidase activity.